Messenger RNA from Aspergillus caelatus, 900 nucleotides. RefSeq names its product SDR family oxidoreductase. NCBI's taxonomy places the organism in Eukaryota, Fungi, Ascomycota, Eurotiomycetes, Eurotiales, Aspergillaceae. The coding region runs from base 1 to 900 and encodes 299 amino acids. The transcript has 3 exons. The record is from RefSeq and is a predicted model, not a curated record.
AUGACACUCAGAUAUCUAAUCACAGGCGCAACCGGAGGCCUUGGAAAGCAAGUGCUGAACUAUUUCACCGCAAACAUUCCCCUUUCUGAAUUUGCUGCGGCAUCAUCCAACGCCGCUAACAAAUCAAUUUUUGAGAAUCGCGGGAUCGCUUUCCGCCAUGUUAACUACGAUGAUCCUCAAUCUCUGGAAACGGGCCUGCGCGAUGUCGAGAACCUCCUUCUUGUUAGUACAGGUGACCGACACCGCGGCCAGCAGCAUGCCAGCGUCAUAGAGGCCGCUAAGAAAGCUGGAGUGAAGCAUAUAUGGUAUACGUCUUUGGCCUUCGGGGGCUUCCAAGAUACCUCCAAGGCUCCAGUGAUGCAGGAUCAUCUUUUGACUGAAAGGCUGCUCAAAGAAUCCGGCCUUACAUAUACUUCCAUCCGGGAAGGUGCCUACGCCGAAUGCUUCACCGUAUUUCUCGACUGGGAUCCUGAACGGAGUGGAACCAUCACCCUCCCCGCCGACGGAGAGGUGGCUUUUACUUCACGAGCAGAACUUGGCGAGGCAACCGCGCGCAUCAUGAUUCGUGGCGGUUAUGUGAACCAAAUUGUACUGUUUACUGCGGGUGAGACGAUCACUGCUCGGGAGAUAGUAGAUAUCCUCAAUGAGACCACUGGUCGACAGAUCAAGCUUGAUUUGGUCCCACGGGAGGAGUAUCUUCGCACAUGGAUGGUUGACCCGCGUGGCAAGCCAAGGGAGCACUUUGAGAUGAUUGUGUUAUUUUGGGAUGAGAUUGUCAAGGGGAGCCUGCGCACAACGCAUCCGCUUUUACGUGAGAUUUUGGGGAGAGAGCCUACUAAGCCGAGGGAUUUUGUGAGGAAGUUGUUGUUGGAGGAUAGGAACUACGUUUUUCAAUACUAG